This is a messenger RNA of Pipra filicauda (Wire-tailed manakin), 3405 nucleotides long. It is a transcript of the gene COL13A1, whose product is annotated as collagen type XIII alpha 1 chain. The transcript is spliced from 44 exons. Lineage: Eukaryota; Metazoa; Chordata; Aves; Passeriformes; Pipridae. Bases 555 to 2819 code for a protein of 754 amino acids. The record is from RefSeq and is a predicted model, not a curated record.
GGGCACCGCUAACACAGCACAGCCUGAGCUUGGCUCAUGUCAUUUAUAUGAGGAAAAGGAGGAAAACAAGCCCAGAACCGUCUCCCUCAGCACCACUCACUGCCUUUCCCUGGACGACACAUGGCACACGUCUCUUGGAAGUGUGAGUUGAACACGAGCAGGCUUUUAAAUACUGUCCUGGUGACAGGAGCCUUUCCAGAUGAUGAUGAGGAUGUGUUUGUGGGUACCAUGAGGUUCAAGACUUGCAAGGCUCUGCAGGAACCAAGAUAACAGCGAAAAACAGGCUAGAAGAGAUGACCUUCUCUGCAGACUGCAGCAGCAUUGAACACAACCCAUUAAAAAUCAGCUCCAAACACGGAGGAAAAAACCCAACAACAAACAAAAAACCCCAAACCACUGCUGAAAAGAAGUAAAACAUCUCCAUGUGAAAUGCUUCUUGGCUGUGAAAUGCUUUUUCUGUGAGAAAAAAGUUCCUUCCGCCAUGAAGAAGGGUGCAGAGCCUGGUUUGCUCAGAGCCAUUCCUCUCGUCAUCUGAACAAAAGGACAGGGAGGGAAUGUUGGAGGAGAAGAGCUGGAAAGGCGUCGACGAAGCAGCUUUUGACAGGGGGUGUGUGACUCCCCCCAGGACCGGCGAUGGGGAGAGAUGCUGCCGCCUCCCUCUCCUGCUGGGCUCGGGGCUGCCCGGCGUCUCCCUGCUUUCUCUGGUGCUGAGCCUCCUGCUGUACUUUCGGACCUCCGAUCUGCAGUCCCGGGUGUCCCACUUGGAAGCGGACAGACCCACACAGCUCCCUGCUUGGCUCUCAGCAGACCAAAUGGAGACGGCUAUUUUGGGAAGAGUUGACCAACUGCUUGAUGAGAAAUUGAAGUUUCACUUGCCGAGACAUCGAGAAGUUCGAGACACACACCAGCGAUGCAACUGCCCGGCAGGUCCGCCUGGAGACAAAGGUGCGAUGGGGAUCCCUGGGCGGCCGGGACUAAAAGGGCAAUCUGGAGAGAAGGGUGCUCCAGGAGAAGCCGGCAUGUCUAUCAUCGGGCCCCGUGGUCCGCCUGGACAGCCUGGAACAAGAGGUUUUCCUGGAUUCCCGGGCCCUAUUGGCUUGGAUGGCAAACCGGGUCAUCCUGGACAGAAGGGAGAGACGGGUGCUGCAGGUCCCAGGGGACAACCUGGACCCCCAGGACAAAAAGGAGAAAAGGGUCAGUGUGCAGAGUACCCGCACAGGGAAUACCUAAGUACCACCCUUGCAGCCCUGCGCUCUAACCAGAUCCUUACGCUGAAGGGUGAACAAGGACAAGCGGGGAUCCAAGGUCCCCCGGGGCCCCCUGGACCACCAGGGCCCACUGGACCGGCUGGACCUGAAGGAACCCCAGGACGUCCUGGGCCAGUUGGACCCCCUGGCAGAGCGGGAGAACCUGGGAAGCCUGGCAGAGACGGAAAGGGCUUACCUGGGCCUCCUGGACCAAAGGGAGAGGCUGGGAUUCAGGGAUACCCUGGCAGAAAGGGCGCUCCUGGGAUGGCCGCUGCAGGGAUGAAGGGCGAGCCUGGGACUCCAGGAGAAAAGGGAGAUCCUGGAGUCCCAGGGAGGAUGGGCCCCCCAGGUUUGCCAGGGAAGAGGGGGCAGCGGGGCGAGAAGGGACGAGCUGGUGACCCUGGGCUUCCUGGACUCCCUGGGCCGAAGGGAGAGAAGGGAAUUGCUGAGAAUGCCUUGGUGGGAGCUAAAGGAGAACCUGGCCCUCCAGGUCUGCCUGGACCCCCUGGACCAAAGGGAGAAGCUGGUGACGUUGGCCGGCCUGGUGCUGCAGGGUCACAGGGAGAAAAGGGGGAACGUGGUUCACCAGGAGACCAGGGACCCAUGGGCCCAAGGGGCCCCAAAGGAGAGCCUGGGAAGGACGAAAUGAUGGACUAUGAUGGGAACAUCAGUGAAGCUCUCCAGGAAAUAAGAACUUUGGCCUUGAUGGGACCCCCAGGACUUCCAGGUGUGGCUGGACCUCCAGGGCCACCAGGACAGAAGGGUGAAAUUGGCUUGCCAGGUCCUCCAGGCCAUGAUGGAGAAAAGGGACCGCGUGGCAAGCCUGGAGAAAUGGGCCCCCCUGGUCCUCACGGACUGCCAGGAAAGGAUGGCCCCCCUGGAAUAAAGGGAGAGCCAGGCCAUGUCGGGGUCAGAGGAGAGAAGGGCGAUAAGGGAGAGCCAGGACAAACGGGCUCACCGGGUCUAGAUGGCCCCACUGGAGAGAAAGGCGAACGAGGUGACCAAGGGAUGCCAGGACCAUCAGGAUUGCCGGGUCCCAUUGGACUUCCAGGAUUGACAGGAGAGAAGGGUGAGCCUGGGGAACGUGGAGACAAAGGAAAUCCAGGAGAAUCGAUAUCUGGCCCCCCCGGACCCCAAGGUCCUCCUGGACCUCCAGGUCUUCAGGGCCUCCCAGGACCUAAGGGGGAAGCAGGGAUUGAUGGAGUGAAAGGAGAGAAGGGUGCCCAGGGUGAAAAAGGAGACAGAGGGCCACUGGGAUUACCCGGUGCUUCAGGUUUAGACGGCAGGCCUGGACCACCGGGUACUCCAGGACCAAUUGGGGUUUCAGGACCAGCAGGACCAAAAGGAGAAAGGGGCAGUAAAGGAGAUCCUGGAGUUGCAGGACCAAUGGGGCCAGCAGGGCUUCCUGGUUUACAAGGUCUGCCUGGUGACAAAGGAAUCCGGGGGGAGAGGGGCAAGAAAGGCUCUAGAGGGUCUAAAGGGGAUAAGGGAGACCAAGGAGCGCCUGGAUUAGAUGCACCCUGUCCGUUGGGGGAAGAUGGGCUUCCAGUUCAAGGCUGCUGGAAUAAGUGAUGAUUCUAACCUGGACUGGCCUGUGUGUGUUACUGUACAUAGGAUAUUUAUUUUUAUACAGUGUUCUUCUCCAAAAUGCCAAAAGUUAUGCAUUUUUACAAAUUAUCAAAAAGCUGCAUAUUUUUUUGUACAGAAAAUACUAGAUUUUUUCCCCCUGUUUGUCAGUUCUCUGUAUGAUUCUAUGUCUGCAUUAUGCUUGUUUUGUCAUGGAGUACAGCUGUAAUAUUUACAUGAUACUUGUGCACACGUGAUGAAUAUAGGAACUUAAUAAAUUAUUACAUUAAAGAUGCCCGAAGGAACUGCCCUGUAUAGAUUUAAAGGUCAUUUUCAUUUUCCAAGCUGGGUCAUUCCAGAAUAUUUCAAAAUAUUAUGUAUUUUUUAUUAAAGUGAAAUAUAAACAGUUUUGUUGUGACUGAAUUAAAGUGUUGCUGAAAAACCUGCUGGUAGUCACCGUGCACUGGGAAUGUAAAGACUCCAUGAUUUAUAAUUAUCCUCCCAUGGGCUGGAAUAACGCUCGUGACAAUGAGCUCUGGCUGGCAAGAAAUUCUGACCCCUUUCUAAAUUGUAGGCGUGCAAGUAGCUCAGU